Spirodela intermedia is the source of this 310-nucleotide messenger RNA. NCBI's taxonomy places the organism in Eukaryota, Viridiplantae, Streptophyta, Magnoliopsida, Alismatales, Araceae. The record is from the annotation of a GenBank genome assembly.
AUGGCGGAGGGGUCGUUCUCCCCCUCGUCUCCGGCCACAGCCGCCGGCCACGGCGGGGCCGCCACCACGGGCCCCGCCGCCGCACCAAACCUGCCGCCGCCGCCGAAGUUGAAGUUGAAGAGGACCUUGACCUUGUCGACGAUAUCGAUGUUCUGGUAGAUCAGAUCGGUGGAGCCGAACUCGACAACGCCGCCGCCGACGGGGACGCAGACCAUCGUCUGGAUGCCGAAGGUCUGGGCCUGCCGGACGCGCUCGCAGCCCGCCGCCGCCAGCCGCUCGGUGCCGGCGACCCACGCCGGCGCUGCCGUGA